CUCGACGCGUCUCCCAAAAUUUUCCCUUCUCCUGUCUCCAACUAAGAAGCGACCGAUCCUCAAUCAUGGCCGGUUUACCCACGGGCGACAUUCUCUCCGGUGCAGAGUCGCAAUUGCUGCGUACCUUCUGCACCUCCAUGUCCUACACUGACGAUGAUCUCGACGACUACGCCCGCCUGCUGCAGACCGGCCCACUCGAGGCCAUCCGUAGCGACUUCGACCAAAGAGUCGAAACCAGCGGCAUAGACGCAGCCCGACAGUCCCUCCUCGACCUCGCAUACGGCCCCACGAAAAUCCCCCUCUACAACUACAUCCUGCAGCUCACCAUUCUCGUCCUCCAUCGCCGAUCAAUGUACCUGUCCUAUUUCCGAUUCCUCGCCCUCGAAGCCAAGGUCCCCGUCGACUCUGCCGAUCUCAGUGGGAACACGACACUCAUGUAUUCGAUCUCCACAAAACCAUAUUUGGACACCGAAGUCGCGGAGAUCUUGCUGCAGGCUGGCGCGGAUAUCAAUCAUCGAAAUCGAUAUGGAUCUGUGGCUGCUCACGACAUCGUGAUGGCAAUGGACUAUUCACCGGCUGGCAAGAAGAAGGUCGUUGAUGCUCUGAGGUUCUUUCUUGAGAAUGGGGGAGAUAUAAAUAUUGCGGAUGGCGAUGGGGUCACUGCUAAGAGGAUUGGAACACCCGUUCAGAGACUGAUUCCUGAGUUGGGGCCGUUACUGAAUGGUGGAGGUGGAAGUGGAAAUGCAAGCGCGGCAACUAAGGCAAAGAAGGUUGGCAGGAAUGAUCCCUGUAGCUGUGGAAGCAAGAAGAAGUACAAAGUGUGCUGUGGCAAGGUUUAGGCUGGGAAGGGGGAAGACCCUUUCCAGGUCCCAGCAACACCCGAAGUCCACACUUGUACCAGCGCGAUGCCGAACAUUUUUGGCUUGACCACAAGGCCUGGCCUCGCAUAUGGUCGAGAAAUAUCGGAACAUCUAGGUCUUAGGCUUAAACUCGUCCCUGAUUUCCCAGGAUCUCAGGUGCUUGGGGCGAAUUUCACGCAAAUAAGCCAAAUGAAGGGAAAUCCACUCUUGGAAAGGUCUUUGGUCUCUAUUUAUGACUUCGUAUUCCUGAAGUCUGCGUUUGACAACGAAGAAAGAGUUAUUGAAGAUCCGAUUUGCCAAUGAAGCAUGGCAAGUGUUAGCACCGCCGGUUUGUCCCUCUCCCCUUCCUCGUCGCCUCGUACUUCUGCCAAAGUUCUCUGACUUGCCCCUCCG
Hyaloscypha bicolor E is the source of this 1253-nucleotide messenger RNA. RefSeq lists its product as uncharacterized. The transcript has a single exon. The coding region runs from base 66 to 839 and encodes 257 amino acids. The record is from RefSeq and is a predicted model, not a curated record. Lineage: Eukaryota; Fungi; Ascomycota; Leotiomycetes; Helotiales; Hyaloscyphaceae. Gene Ontology annotation, molecular function: protein binding.